AUGGACUUUUCCUCAGGGCCUGGGAUGCCUGUGCCCAAAUACUGCAGCGUGACUACAACCCUGAAGACCCCUUGUCGGGACAGUGCUGCUCCUCCCUGGGACCUGUCCUACAUCUGCCCCUUUGCUCUCCAAGCUCCUUGGCUCACCAGGCACCACCUCUUCACAAGAUAUGUGUCUUAUCAUCCAUCUCUCCACAUUGCUGACCCAGAAUGGCAGGGGACUGGCUGGCUGGGAAGAGGUGGAGAUGCUGCUGACACCUGGGUCCUGGCAAGAAGAGAACAAGAUGGCUUUUAUUACCAGUCUCAGAUCAGGGCUGCUCCAGAGCUGGACAGACAGGGGACCCUGCUUGUGGAAUUUGAGGUCCCCCUUGUCACAGGCCCAGAGCAGCCAGCCCAGCAGCACAGUGUAGUCUUGGAAGAAGUCAUUCAACUCUCACCACCCACGCCAUAUGCACUACGACCUGGGGACAAAGUGCUGGCACCCUGGGAGCCAGAUGGACAGCAGUAUGGCCCUGGCACUGUUCUCUUGGGCUUGGAGACCAGAGACCCUCAGAGAGCAUCAAAGGAUGAAGAAAUCACUGUUCACUUCUGGAAUGGCAAGAUAGCUCAAGUGCCUCUAGGUGGGGUCAGGUGGGUGCCCCCAGCUGUCUGGAAGGCAUCUAUGGAGAGGCUACACAAGCCUCUCACCAGGGAGCACUGCAGCCCCCUCCUCUGGGCCCCUUGCUGUUCUCUGCUGGGGCCAGUCACUGGAUGUGUCACUUAUGAGCUUCCUCUGGCCACUCCGUUCCUUUGCCCUCCCUGCCAUCCUUAUACUUGCUGCCAGCUGCUGUACCAGGGCUGCCUGUGCUGCUGUCCUUCAGCUGGACUCACCUGGUGGCCUUUAACCUGGACUUCAGAGGUCACAGCCAGAGAACUUCCAGAGCCAGAGCUGAAGCCCACAUCACAGCUUUUGUCCUUAGAGGGUCCUAAAGAGGAGAAGGUAGCAGUGCACGCACCCAUGGAUGUUUCUCCCUCCUCCUCCUCUUCUGAAGACGAGGAUUUGGACAAUAAUUUAGAGAUGGGCCUUCUUCAAAGACUGAUGGUGAACAGCACAGUCAACGCUGACCCCAUCCUUCUUGAGACGUUGCCAUGCCAGAGUGGCUUCUGCCAGCCAGAAUGGAGGUAUUGGAGGAGAAAAGGCCCUGAGCCACAACCUAGGAAGCCAGGAACAAGGCAUUGCAAUAUCCUGGAAAAAAGAGAACACCAACUGAGAACACAGACUGUACUUGCGGGAAAGACUAAGGAGCUGGGCCUGGAAGAAACCUACAUGAGACCACCACAGACCCUGCCAGAAACCAAACAUGAAAACUGA
This is a messenger RNA of Orycteropus afer afer, 1350 nucleotides long. It is a transcript of the gene CUNH11orf16, whose product is annotated as chromosome unknown C11orf16 homolog. Lineage: Eukaryota; Metazoa; Chordata; Mammalia; Tubulidentata; Orycteropodidae. The record is from RefSeq and is a predicted model, not a curated record.